GUAAUUCACUGAGAGAAGACUUCACCUUCCGUCACUCCUUCAGCUCCGAAGUGACCAAACUGCUCAAAGCCUCGCCCGGUCAGAUCGUCAUCUCUCAUCCCGAAAAGUUCCGCUCUAAAUACGAGCCAGCAUCGCACACACUCGCAGUGGAGGACUCCACGGCGGUGUCGGAGGUGCAGGAUUUCUUCAAAAAGCACGUGAUUCCCCUGGUGGGCCACAGAAAACCAGCCAAUGAUGCCAAGCGCUACACCAAGAGACCCCUGGUGGUGGUUUACUAUGGAGUCGACUUCAGCUUUGACUUCAGGAAAGCCACGCAGUUCUGGAGGUCCAAGGUGCUCGAGGUGGCCAAAGACUUCCCCGAGUACACGUUUGCUAUCGGCGAUGAGGAGGACUACGCAGAGGAGCUGAAGAGCCUCGGCCUCAGCGACAGCGGAGAGGAAGUGAACGUGGGGAUUUUGGCCGAUGGGGGCAAAAAGUUCGCCAUGGAUCCAGAAGAGUUUGACGCUGACGUGCUGAGAGACUUUCUGAAGGCUUUCAAGAAAGGAAAGCUGAGCCCCAUCAUUAAGUCCCAGCCGCUGCCAAAGAACAACAAAGGACCCGUUAAGGUCGUGGUCGGGAAAACCUUUGAUGAAAUCGUCAUGGAUACCCAGAAGGAUGUCCUGAUUGAGUUUUAUGCCCCCUGGUGUGGCCACUGCAAGAAACUGGAGCCAGAUUAUGUGGCUCUGGGCAAGAAGUACAAGGGGGAGAAGAACCUUGUGAUCGCCAAGAUGGACGCCACGGCCAACGACGUGCCAAACGAGAACUACAAAACGGAAGGGUUCCCUACGAUAUACUUGGCCCCAAGCAACAGCAAGCAGAGCCCCAUUAAAUUUGAAGGGGGAGACAGAACUCUAGAGGGCUUCAGCAAUUUCUUGGAAAAGCACGCCACAAAGCUAUCGCAGAAAAGAGACGAACUUUGAAAGCCUCGAGCUAAGAACUCUCAACGCAGCGGAGAUACAAACGGUGUUACUGAGAUGCUGCGAUGAUUACAGUUCAAUAUUAUUUUUUUGUUUUGUUUUCUGUUCAUUCCAAGGGAUUCAGCUUUCCUAUGUUUCUGAAAAAAAGCAUGUAAGCACUGUUGAGGAUUCCCAUCUUUUUAAAUAAAAGAAUGGCGGCUCUGUAGGCCAGCAC
Notothenia coriiceps (black rockcod) is the source of this 1170-nucleotide messenger RNA. RefSeq names its product protein disulfide-isomerase A4-like. The transcript is spliced from 4 exons. Gene Ontology annotation, cellular component: endoplasmic reticulum; cell surface. The record is from RefSeq and is a predicted model, not a curated record. Gene Ontology annotation, molecular function: protein disulfide isomerase activity. Gene Ontology annotation, biological process: response to endoplasmic reticulum stress; protein folding. Lineage: Eukaryota; Metazoa; Chordata; Actinopteri; Perciformes; Nototheniidae. The annotation marks the transcript as partial.